GAAGACAUCACAAUCAUGCUCUUUCUGACAUUCCUGGUCCUGCUCCACGGAGUCACCUCGGCAUCAGAGCCCGUUCCCACCUAUAACCAUCAGAACCCGUUUACAGGCGGGACCCUCACGUGCAACAGGUGCCCGCCUGGCACUCACCUGGCCGCUCACUGCACCGCCACCGCGCCCACAAAAUGCGCGCCCUGCAGAAGCGACCACUUCACCGAGCUGUGGAACUACCUGCCCAGGUGUCUGUACUGCAACAACAUCUGCACACAGAACCAGGAAGUGGAGACCGAGUGCUCUCCGGUCAGCAACAGGGUCUGUCGUUGCAAAGCGGGAUUCUACAUGAUGGACGACUUCUGCAUGAGACACUCGGAGUGCGGCCUCGGGCACGGAGUUCAGACCAAAGGUACGCCACAAAAGGACACUGUUUGUGAAAGGUGCUCCACGGGUUAUUUCUCCAACUCCUCUUCUGCAAUGGAUGUGUGUGUACAACACCAAAACUGCACUGACCGUCAGCUGCUUUUCCUCAACGGUUCAUCAGUCCACGACACCGUGUGUGGCACCUGUGAGGACUUUACAAACGGAGGUGAGACGCUGAGGGCUUUCCUCUUGGGGGUCAUCAGCUCGAACAAGAUGAGAAGAAGAGAUCURAAAAGAUUUGUUCACAGAAUCAUUCACAGGUCAGACGAGGACUAUGUGGACAUGUCUUUUACGAGGCAGAGAGGCCCUCUGCUGGACCAAAUCAGAAGCUGGCUGGCCCAGGCUCCGGUACAUCAGCUGAAGGAACUUCCCAAAACGCUCAGAGAUUCUGACCUCAGCUCCGUGGCAGACAGACUUCACAACAAACUCAGUGAAAUUAAACGACAGAAUCCCACCUGCAGCUUAGUAUAAUGGUUUAAAACACAAUGUGUGAACAUAGAUCAAAGAAUGUAUGUGAUAAAUGGUUGUUUCUUACUCAAAGUGUCUGUUUUAAAGUUUUUAAACAUUUUUUUUAACUAAAUAACAUUUUUUACUUAUAGGAGUAACCUAUUAAUAUAACUUUUUAUGA
Molecule: messenger RNA, 1042 nt
Organism: Austrofundulus limnaeus
Lineage: Eukaryota; Metazoa; Chordata; Actinopteri; Cyprinodontiformes; Rivulidae
Product: tumor necrosis factor receptor superfamily member 6B
Exons: 5
Coding region: 16-885 (289 amino acids)
Molecular function (GO): protein binding
Source: RefSeq, a predicted model, not a curated record